CGCGCCUGCGCAGAUCUCUUCAAAGCAGAAGGUCGCUUUUGGGAGGAAGUGGCCUCUUUGCGUCCCGUGACCGAAGCGCCGUUGCUACUUUCUCGAAGCUCCUCUCGGCCGCUUGCCGGGACACUCCGCCGCCAAGAUGCCCCGGAUUAUGAUCAAAGGGGGCGUGUGGAGGAAUACGGAGGAUGAAAUUCUGAAAGCAGCGGUAAUGAAAUAUGGGAAAAACCAGUGGUCUAGGAUUGCCUCAUUGCUGCAUAGGAAAUCGGCAAAGCAGUGCAAAGCUAGAUGGUACGAAUGGCUGGACCCAAGUAUUAAAAAAACUGAAUGGUCCAGAGAAGAGGAAGAAAAACUCUUGCACUUGGCCAAGCUGAUGCCAACGCAGUGGAGGACCAUUGCUCCGAUCAUAGGAAGAACAGCAGCCCAGUGCUUGGAACACUAUGAAUUCCUCCUGGACAAAACUGCCCAAAGGGACAAUGAAGAGGAAACAACGGAUGACCCCCGAAAACUUAAGCCUGGAGAGAUAGACCCAAACCCAGAAACCAAACCAGCUCGUCCUGAUCCAAUUGACAUGGAUGAGGAUGAACUUGAGAUGCUUUCUGAGGCUCGAGCCCGUCUGGCUAAUACUCAAGGAAAGAAGGCUAAGAGGAAAGCAAGAGAAAAGCAGUUGGAAGAAGCAAGGCGCCUCGCUGCCCUCCAGAAAAGACGAGAGCUUCGAGCAGCUGGUAUAGAGAUUCAGAAGAAAAGGAAAAAGAAGAGAGGAGUUGAUUAUAAUGCUGAAAUCCCAUUUGAAAAAAAGCCUGCUCUUGGUUUUUAUGAUACUUCUGAGGAGAAUUACCAGACCCUUGAUGCAGAUUUCAGGAAAUUAAGACAGCAGGAUCUUGACGGAGAGCUAAGAUCUGAAAAAGAAGGAAGAGAUAGAAAAAAAGACAAACAGCAUUUAAAAAGGAAAAAGGAAUCUGAUUUACCAUCAGCUAUCCUUCAAACUAGUGGUGUCUCUGAGUUUACUAAAAAGAGAAGCAAACUUGUGCUGCCUGCCCCUCAGAUUUCAGAUGCUGAACUCCAGGAAGUGGUCAAGGUAGGCCAGGCCAGUGAAAUUGCACGGCAGACGGCAGAGGAGUCUGGAAUCACAAACUCUGCUUCUAGCACUCUCCUGUCUGAGUACAAUGUCACAAACAACAGCAUCGCUCUGAGAACACCACGGACACCAGCCUCCCAAGACAGGAUUCUACAGGAAGCUCAGAACCUCAUGGCUUUGACCAAUGUGGACACUCCAUUGAAAGGUGGGCUUAAUACCCCACUGCAUGAAAGUGACUUCUCUGGUGUGACCCCACAGCGGCAGGUUGUGCAGACUCCAAAUACUGUUCUGUCUACCCCUUUCAGGACUCCUUCUAAUGGAGCUGAAGGGCUGACUCCCCGGAGUGGGACAACCCCUAAACCAGUCACCAAUGCCACUCCAGGUAGAACACCACUUAGAGACAAAUUAAACAUUAAUCCCGAGGAUGGGAUGGCAGACUACAGCGACCCCUCUUACGUGAAGCAGAUGGAAAGAGAAUCUCGUGAACACCUCCGACUAGGAUUGUUAGGCCUGCCUGCGCCCAAGAAUGACUUUGAAAUUGUUCUACCAGAAAAUGCAGAGAAGGAGCUGGAAGAGCGGGAGAUAGAUGACAACUACAUUGAGGAUGCUGCGGAUGUGGAUGCUCGGAAGCAGGCCAUGCGAGAUGCUGAGCGUGUAAAGGAAAUGAAACGAAUGCACAAAGCUGUUCAGAAGGACCUACCCAGACCAUCUGAAGUAAAUGAAACUAUUUUAAGACCUUUAAAUGUAGAACCACCUCUAACAGAUUUACAGAAAAGUGAAGAACUGAUCAAAAAAGAAAUGAUAACGAUGCUUCAUUAUGACCUUCUACAUCACCCCUACGAGCCGUCUGGAAAUAAGAAAGGAAAAAAUGUCGGUUUUGCUACCAACAAUUCAGAGCACAUUACCUAUCUUGAGCAUAGCCCUUAUGAGAAGUUCUCCAAAGAAGAUCUGAAAAAGGCCCAGGAUGUUCUGGUACAAGAGAUGGAAGUGGUAAAACAAGGAAUGAGCCAUGGAGAACUCUCCAGUGAAGCUUACAACCAGGUGUGGGAGGAAUGCUACAGUCAAGUCCUCUAUCUUCCUGCUCAGAGCCGCUACACACGGGCUAAUCUUGCUAGUAAAAAGGACAGAAUUGAAUCACUUGAAAAGAGACUCGAGAUAAACAGGGGUCACAUGACAACAGAAGCCAAGAGAGCUGCAAAGAUGGAGAAGAAGAUGAAAAUUUUGCUUGGUGGUUACCAGUCUCGUGCUAUGGGGCUCAUGAAGCAGUUGAAUGACUUAUGGGACCAG
Messenger RNA from Grammomys surdaster, 2359 nucleotides. It is a transcript of the gene Cdc5l, whose product is annotated as cell division cycle 5 like. Gene Ontology annotation, molecular function: DNA-binding transcription factor activity, RNA polymerase II-specific; RNA polymerase II transcription regulatory region sequence-specific DNA binding. Lineage: Eukaryota; Metazoa; Chordata; Mammalia; Rodentia; Muridae. Gene Ontology annotation, cellular component: Prp19 complex; spliceosomal complex. Gene Ontology annotation, biological process: mRNA splicing, via spliceosome; regulation of transcription by RNA polymerase II. The annotation marks the transcript as partial. The transcript has 15 exons. The record is from RefSeq and is a predicted model, not a curated record.